Molecule: messenger RNA, 1173 nt
Organism: Branchiostoma belcheri (Belcher's lancelet)
Lineage: Eukaryota; Metazoa; Chordata; Leptocardii; Amphioxiformes; Branchiostomatidae
Product: prokineticin receptor 2-like
Exons: 5
Coding region: 1-1173 (390 amino acids)
Biological process (GO): neuropeptide signaling pathway
Cellular component (GO): membrane
Molecular function (GO): neuropeptide receptor activity
Source: RefSeq, a predicted model, not a curated record
AUGGGUGAUGACUCCGCCUUGUCCCUGAUACCGGAGACCGAGAACUCUUCUCUCUCCGCCCUGGUAUCAGCGGGCGGAGAGAAACACGUCCCUACCGGGGGCGACUUCGACGGCUUCCCCAUCGAGAGCAGAAAGGACGUCGUGUACCCCACGGCUAAGGCCUCGCUCGGGGUGGUGUACUCCCUCAUCAUCAUGGUGUGUGGGGUGGGUAACACCCUCCUCCUCCUGGUCCUCUUCAAGUACAAGAAGACCAGAAACACGGCGAACUUGCUCAUCGCCAACCUGGCCCUGUCCGACCUGAUCGUCGCCGUGUGCUGCAUCCCGUUCGACAUGGACUACUACGUGGUACGUCCGCGGGUCUGGGUGCACGGGGACGCCGCCUGCGCCGUCGUCAACUUCGUCAAGACCGUGUCCAUGUACGUGUCCACCAACGCCCUGCUCGUCAUCGCACUGGACAGAUACAUCCUUCUGUAUCACCCUCACAGACGUAUGGGUUCUGUCCUGUCCCUGGUGGCCGUGGGUCUGGUGUGGGGCGUGUCUCUACUCGUGUCUGUUCCCACCGCUCUCUACUCCGUCACUAUCUCAGCUGUAGGAGGUGACGGGGCGAUCUGUGUGCAGAUGUGGCCGAUCCGACAGUACCGGGCCUCCCGAGCGUACUUCCUCUUCACCAUAGUGGGGGAGUUCGCCCUGCCCGUACUCGUCAUGGGGGUGUGCUGCGUGCUGGUCGUCCGGAAGGUUUGGCGGAGAAGCCUGCCCGGGCAGCGGACGGACGCCCAACGGCGCCUGCUGGCCCGGUCCCGGCGUAAGGUGGUCCAGCUGGCCGUCAAGUUCUUCAUGUUCGUGGUGUGCUGGGGCCCGUACCACGGCGUCAUCGUCGCCCGAGACUUCUUCCCCUCCAGCUCCAUCGCCACCGGCGCGCCCGGAACCUUCAACAUCUUCUACAUCGUGGAGGCCGUUGCCAUGAGUAACAGCGUCAUCAACUCUCUGGUGUACGUCGGCUUCAACACCAGCGUCAUGGCGCAGCUGGGCGAGCUGGUCUGCCUCAGGUCCGACCGGAACGCCCGCAGAGCUGUCGUCACGCUGCAGAGCUACAGAGCCACUCUACAGGAGGAUCGUGCCAGCAACGUUAACGUAACUACACCAAACGGCACCCGCAGAAUACGGACUCUGUAA